This is a messenger RNA of Anopheles marshallii, 750 nucleotides long. RefSeq names its product eukaryotic translation initiation factor 3 subunit K (gene eIF3k). NCBI's taxonomy places the organism in Eukaryota, Metazoa, Arthropoda, Insecta, Diptera, Culicidae. The record is from RefSeq and is a predicted model, not a curated record. Gene Ontology annotation, biological process: regulation of translational initiation. The coding region runs from base 85 to 750 and encodes 221 amino acids. Gene Ontology annotation, molecular function: ribosome binding; translation initiation factor activity. Gene Ontology annotation, cellular component: cytoplasm; eukaryotic translation initiation factor 3 complex. The transcript has 2 exons.
CGUUUUGUUGCGUUCGCCGUCCGGUGUGGAAAGUUUGUAAAUUCCAUAUUUUUCAACAAAAACCUUUCUAAUUUCACCACAAACAUGGUGCAUUACGUGAAAAUGGAAGACGGCAAGGUCAUGCCGAUUCAGGAAAUGCUGAAAAGUAUCGAACGAUACAAUCCGGAACACCUGAAAGUGAUCGAGGCUUACGUAGAGGAGCAAGCCCGCGAGAACCAGUACGAUCUGGAGGCAAACCUGGCCUGCCUGAAGCUGUACCAGUUUAAUCCACACUUGCUGAACUUAAACAUUACGUACAUCAUUCUGCUGAAAGCCCUGACCAACUUCCCACACACGGAUUUUGUGCUGUGCAAGUGUUUGCUGCUGCCGGCCCAGAUGACCGACGAAACGGUGAAGGAGAUCAUCUAUCUGGCGAACAUUUUGGAAAAGUGUGACUUCUCGCUGUUCUGGGACCGAGUUAGUAAGAUUCCGGAAACCUUCGAGAAAAUCAACGGCUUCACCGAUUCGAUCAGAAAAUUUGUCUGUCAUGUUGUGGGCAUCACCUUCCAGACGAUCGAUCGCGGAUACUUGAUGCGACUGUUGGGUAAUGUAGAGGAGAACGUAUUGCGGGGGUGGUUGAAGCGCUACGGCUGGAAGGAGGAGGGUGGUCUGAUCACGAUCGCUACCCAAGAGGACAAGAUUAAAACGAAACACAUUACCGAGAAGAUUGAGUUCGAUAAUCUAGCACCAUUAAUGGCCAAUUGCUUGUAA